Rhodamnia argentea is the source of this 808-nucleotide messenger RNA. RefSeq lists its product as uncharacterized. NCBI's taxonomy places the organism in Eukaryota, Viridiplantae, Streptophyta, Magnoliopsida, Myrtales, Myrtaceae. The record is from RefSeq and is a predicted model, not a curated record. Bases 77 to 709 code for a protein of 210 amino acids. The transcript is spliced from 3 exons.
CUACGAUCGGCUCAGUUUCGCGCCACGCUCACGCUUGAGAGAGAGAGAGAGAGAGAGAGAGAGGGAGGGAGAAGAGAUGAGGGACCAGAAGACGCCAUUGAAGGAGAGCUCGCGCUCCCCGGCUCUCAAUCGCAAAUCGAACUCCGGCGAAACUCCGGCGAAGAAACCUGCACAGUUGCUGAAGAAGACCUCGACCGCCGAAGGAACGUCGAAGAAAUCGAUCGAUCUGUCCUCCGUCUCCGAGAUUUCAGACAUUCAUCGCGAUGAUGAGACCGCCGAGAUCGUCAUGCAAGCAUUUGACCCUUCACCUUCUGUGGGAUCUGUUUCGCCUGAUCUCAGCUUCUCGUCGGAGAUCACAGGUGAUGAUGGGAGUUUUCUGUUGGAUACCUGUGAUUCCAGUAAGCCAGGCAAUUCCAAGAUUGGUUUUCUUGAUGCAAAAUUUUCAGCCAAUCUUCUCACAGCAGCUCGAGCACGGGUCUUAAAGUCGCUCAAUGUGAACCGUCAGUCGGUGAAGCUUUUAGAAAGAGCAAUGAAUCAAGUGGAUGGGCUUCAUAAUCCACCUGGAAAGAGAACUUGCUCGGGCGAACUCGCUUCCUUCAAUAUCCACCUUUACCUUUUUAUACUUCUCAUAUGGAUACUUGCAAUGUCAGCGUUUUUCUUCUACAAUGCUGAAUCUCAAAGCAUGUCUUUUGGCCCUUCGCCCACUUAAGGUGUAAGUUUCCAUGCUUAUUGUGCUAUGAUGGCGAAAACUGUAGGGUUGAUCCCAUUGCUGCUCUUCUGUAAAGAUGAUCCAAACAUUUGUUUGAUA